UUCAUUUAGAUGACCAUUUGAUGCAACUGCAAGAAAAUUUCCUUAUGCAAGUCAUAAAAAGGCUUGAGGGUUAAACUUUUAAAUAAGAAGACCCUUUUAGUUCCCUCAAUAGCCUAUCAACAUGUUGCUCUUUCUUACGGGUUUCGUGUGUAUUUUGGGGGUUACCCUUCAAACUACAGACGCUGCUAGUUGCCAUUUGAGAGAAGUAGAUCUUUGUUUAGCUACUGUUUUACUAUCAGCUACAGAAGGAGUACCUGGAAAUGAUGAUGAUCUUGACAGAAUUUGCGAGCCAGUUCAGGAGGGUAUGGAAUGUAUGGGUAAUUAUUCCGCCUCUUGUUUUACACCAUUACUCCAAGAAGUCUACGACAUGCUAAUGGCAGAACCCAAGAAAUAUCAAAAUUCAAUUUGCUCAAGAGGAACUGAUGAGCGAGCACUAUAUCUAAAACAUGCACCUUGCUUCCAAAAGGCUCUUUCAACCGAUAAUGUAAAACCACAUUUAGAAGAUUUAAUGGCUGCUCUUGAAGCUGCUGCAGAAGCGAAAUUCCAACAAAGAGUCCCCACUAUGUGUUGUGGUCUACAACGAUUGUACAAUAACAUGCUUGGUAUAGUGAAAUCAAACUGUGGAGAUGAAGUUCUGAAAGAAGGCGACAAGCUGAUUGGCAUGUCAGUUUCUAGCUUGUCAGAUAUAUUCUGCAGAGGUUAUGAACCCGAUUCUCCAAAAUGCAAUGGUAUCCUUCCACCCUCAGGCACACCUUCAAAAGGCGGAGAGUCUAAAGUUCAGAUCAUCCAGUUUAUGAAUACAGCCAUAGCCAACUGGCAAUAAAAACCUUUUUUAUAAAAGAGAAACUGUGAUUUUUUUUCCAAUCUUGAACAAAUAAAAAAUUGUUUUGUUUUUUCUAUAUGAUUGCGUUAUUCUAAUUUAAUUUACAUAGCACCUGGUACACAUUCAAAAGACGGAGAGUCUGAAACUCAGAUCAUCUAGUUUGAAAAUAUCGCCAACAUAGCCAACUGGCAAUAAAAACCAUUUUUUUAAAAAAAAGAGAAACUGUGGUUUUUUGAUCAAACAAGAAUUUGUUAAUGAAUAAAAAGAUUCUUGAACAAAUAAAACGUUUUUUU
Messenger RNA from Parasteatoda tepidariorum (common house spider), 1116 nucleotides. RefSeq lists its product as uncharacterized. Lineage: Eukaryota; Metazoa; Arthropoda; Arachnida; Araneae; Theridiidae. The record is from RefSeq and is a predicted model, not a curated record.